This is a messenger RNA of Talaromyces atroroseus, 1053 nucleotides long. RefSeq lists its product as hypothetical. Lineage: Eukaryota; Fungi; Ascomycota; Eurotiomycetes; Eurotiales; Trichocomaceae. The record is from RefSeq and is a predicted model, not a curated record. The transcript is spliced from 3 exons. The coding region runs from base 1 to 1053 and encodes 350 amino acids.
AUGUCUCUUGUCCACAUCUCGUCAAGAGAGCAGUUCAGCUCUCUCUUGACCAGCUCUACUAUUGUCGUGACCGACUACUGGUGCGGUCCAUGCAAAGCCAUCGCGCCCAUGUACGAGCAGUUGGCCACCCAGCUGUCUCGACCUAAUCAAAUCACCUUUGCCAAAGUCAACGUCGACCAGCAGCAGGAGAUUGCGCGGAUAUACGGCGUUGUAUCUAUGCCCACGUUCAUAAUGUUCAAACGCGGCCGACCCGUAUCAACCAUCCCAGGCGCCGACCCCAAAAGACUGUCCGAGGCCAUUCAAAAGCUCGCCGCGGAGGCCAACACUAUGGAAUCCGAAUCUGGAGGCGAAUCGAGCAGCGGAAACACAGGGGGUGGCACGACCUGGCUCGGGGCUUCGCUGCCUCGAAACUACGUCGAUGUCACCGAAACAGUAACCCUCAAGGACCUGGACAUGCUGAAUCGGGACAGCGAAAAGGGCAGCGCGAAGAUUCUAUUCGAUAAAUCAAAACCAUCUGCGUUGUCGGGCAGCGGCAACAACAACAACAACAACAAGGGGAAAGAGAAGACGAAGAAGACUGGCGAAGAACAACAGAAAGACUGGGUCGAGAGUGACACCGACGAACAGCUCAUGGUGUACAUCCCAUUCAACUCGACGCUAAAAGUACAUACAUUACACAUCACAUCGCUGCCGCCGACAACAAAUUCUGAAGAAGAAGAUGGAGAGAAUGAAGACGAACUCCCCAUGCGCCCCAAGACGCUUCGUCUCUACGUCAAUAGAGCGACUAUCCUCGGCUUCGAGGAGGCAGAGGAUAUCGACCCCGUUCAAACAGUCAGCAUUGCGCCCGAGGACUGGGACAGCAAGACGGGGACGGCCAAGGUGGAGCUACGGUUUGUGAAAUUCCAAAAGGUGAAUUCGAUGGUUCUUUUCUUUGUGGAUGGCGAUGGCGACGCAGAGAAGAUCCGUGUUGAUCGUAUACGCGUUAUUGGCGAGGCGGGUCAGCAGAGGGAGAUGGGCAAGUUGGAGAAAAUUGGAGAUGAGGCGGGCGAGUGA